Messenger RNA from Trematosphaeria pertusa, 1771 nucleotides. RefSeq lists its product as uncharacterized. The transcript has 2 exons. The record is from RefSeq and is a predicted model, not a curated record. The coding region runs from base 450 to 1616 and encodes 388 amino acids. NCBI's taxonomy places the organism in Eukaryota, Fungi, Ascomycota, Dothideomycetes, Pleosporales, Trematosphaeriaceae.
CGCGUCCGGGGGAGCCAUUGGGGUGUCGGAACUUUAUAAUCUGAUAAGAUUGCCAAGACUAUAGCGGAAUUAAGGCGCGAUUACGCAUGUGUGCAUUCGGCAGCCGGCAGUCGUUGUACGAAGCACCGUCCUUCAACGUCUGAAGAGCGUCUCGAAGGAUAUUACUUUCUCAAGGCAUUCCUCGAGGGUCGUCGGCCAUUUAAAGUCAGGUCGGAUGUGUGGCCGGUGAAUACUAGCUCCUCCGGCUCGGGAGCGACGCUGCUCGGCCUUGCCUCAUCUCCGACCUCAACGACUGUUAUCUCCGACUCCCAUCUCGUCCCUUUUCAUUGGCCUCUGCCUGCAUCAGACCCGGUUAAACAUACCGAAGCUCUUCAGGCAGCAAUCGUCUCCUUUCGUACACGCCCACGUCAACGCUGCGGGACGCGCAAACACGAAACGCACGUCCACCAAUGAGGCUGAGAACGCUCAACGGGGCUCCUUUAUGCGAGCAGCUCGACUUUGGCCCGGAAACCUUGCUCGCCGCCGAGCAGAUCGAGCAGUUCCUCUAUGAGAAACCAUAUCAGUCCUCUCAGGAGCAAGGCACUGCGCCUCCGCUGAAAUGGCGACGCCUUGCAGCCAAGGACACGCGUCUCCGUACUGGCUGGUCACAGCCGUAUCUCCCAGUAGGCCCAGUCCACGGAAGCAAUCCGGAUCUGUCAUUCUCGAUCCCCGACGUGGAAGAUGCGGCGAGCAUAAUACCAGAGGAUACCACGAACCUUGACACGACACUGGCUCCCCACAAUCAGUACACGGGUAUUCAAGACUUUGUCCAACAUUCCCUCAUCUUCCAUGAUACCCUGCUAUCAUCACAACUCGCCGCCGAGGCUGAGCUUGACCACACUGUUUCCUCGUCUUCAUUCCUAGGCACUUCGUUCGAAACAACGGGUUCGGACAUGGAUGGUCUUGAGACAGCCAGUAACCAGAAUCUACCUGUGCAAAUCCCUUCAACAUUAGCGCUCACGUCCCUGGCUGCUCUUCCCAGCCCGCAACAUUUGCGGUCAAUCUACCCACAGACGCCGACCCCGAACUUCUUGUGCGUUCUAACGGCACCGCCUGAGCAACGGCAAGUCGUCGUCAGGAAAGGCGGCCAUAGAAUGAAUCUUCACGAGAUUACCGUCGCGGACAACACCAUGUCAGGCUUCAAAGUAUCGUUCUGGAGUCGGCCGACGACCGACGGCAACUCUUUACAAGGCUCAAGAGAAAUCAGUCUCGUAAAGACACUGGAGCGAGUCAGAGUGGGCGACAUACUGCUUCUGCGCAACAUCGCCCUCAACAUAUUUCGAGACACCGUCUACGGACAGUCGCUGAACCCAUCCAUUACCAGAGUUAAGACGACCAUUGAGGUUCUCAUGAGCGGUGGCGGCAUAUCCAGUUACCAAUUGGGUGCCCUACCUGGCGCCGUUGUCGCGGCCUUUAUGAGAGUGAAGAAGUGGGCAAACACGCAUGUUGCUCCGGAUCGCGGCCCCUCGAGGAAGCGCAAGGGAAGGCCUGAAGGAAGUGCAUUGGCAAAGCGGUCGCUCAGAAGUUCAGACGUCCACAAUGAAACACUCCCGCCAGAUACCCUCGAACCAACUUGAAGGAGCUACAAAGGUUUGAGCAUACACAAGAGAACUCGUUAGCAAUCAGUGCAAGCCUUGCAAAGUCUGAGCAGACGCUCAUGGGCCAAGGACAGUCUGCUGUGCCAGGAUCUGUUUCAUCCUUCAACCUCGCCAGAAGCCUCGGAAGUCGAAUC